GGCGGCGCGGGCCCGCUCGGGCCCGGGCCCUGACUCCAGCUGUUCAGUCUUCGUCGCAGGCCCUUCUGAUUUUACGGCGGGCAGCGGCGCCUGGGCAGAAGCGGAGUUUAUUAAUAACCCGCGGCCGCCACUCUGGGGCGGCGGAGCUUUUCUUACCGAAGACACCCCCCCCAACUCUCGCCUUUGCUCAGUGCCCCGCCUGUUCCCCUCAGGGGACCGCGGAGGAGAGGGACGGGAGGGUGGAGCCCUCGGGAGUCUGGCGGCGCCUCUCGUCUUGACCUCCUUGCGGAGCGAGUCCCCAGGCGCUCCCGUGGUGAAGCUCCUCCGUCUGGGACGGCGGGCCGUGGCCUGUACCAGGCCCCAGCUGUGGCGCCGGCGGCAGGACUGGCCGUGGGCCCGCUUGGACCCCGCCUGAAGAACGCACCUAGAAUUUCCUCCCACCCAUAUCGUGCACUGAUUACUCUUUUCUCUCACUUAAAAAAAAUUUUUAAGUCAUUUGAGGUCUAACAUCAAAUAUUUAGAAAUUGUUAAUUUUGUCAUUUCUCCUUUUUUGGGGGGUCGGUUUUGGCCAAAGAAAACGAUUUCUUCGGUUGCUUUGUAGAAUGUGAACCGCUUUUUAUCCCCUCCUAUUUUUUUUUUUAACAAUAAAGUGACCACACUAACGAAGUUAAGAAAGAGUACCGUUGCUAAACCCAUUAUUUGUUUAAAAUCAACUUAAGCCUUUGCUUUGGAAGUGUCUAAUCAGCUGGUAUAAUUAUGGUGGGAUAUGGUGAAAAAUUGGAGGUUGGAGGUUGUGGUCAGCUUUGUCCUGAGUCUUACUAGAAGAUACGUGGGUUUUUCUGUAGUUGACAAAAAUCUGUGCAGUACUUAAUAUUUUCUCUCCCUGAGGAUAUAGUUCAUUGUUAAGUGUUUAGUGAGAGAAUAGGUGAUAAGGAGAUCAUGCAAAAACUGAUGAGAUGAUCAGAUCUGUAAAUAAGGUAAAAAAUGUUGUUAGCCCAAAUAAAUCGAGACUCUCAGGGAAUGACAGAGUUUCCUGGAGGAGGAAUGGAGGCUCAGCAUGUUACCCUGUGUCUGACAGAGGCAGUAACUGUGGCAGAUGGUGACAAUUUAGAAAACAUGGAAGGUGUAAGCUUGCAAGCAGUAACACUUGCAGAUGGUUCUACUGCUUAUAUACAACAUAAUUCUAAAGAUGGAAAACUUAUAGAUGGCCAGGUCAUUCAGUUGGAAGAUGGUUCUGCUGCCUAUGUUCAACAUGUACCCAUUCCUAAAACUACAGGGGACAGUUUACGUCUAGAGGAUGGUCAAGCAGUGCAGUUAGAAGAUGGAACUACAGCAUUUAUUCACCAUGCCUCCAAAGAUAGUUAUGACCAGAGCGCAUUACAGGCAGUUCAGCUGGAAGAUGGCACCACAGCUUACAUCCACCACGCAGUGCAAGUCCCACAGUCCGAUACCAUCCUAGCAAUUCAGGCUGAUGGUACAGUGGCAGGUUUGCACACUGGGGAUGCCACAAUUGACCCUGAAACUAUCAGUGCUUUGGAACAGUAUGCAGCAAAGGUGUCCAUCGAUGGAAGUGAAAGUAUAACAGGUACUGGAAUGAUUGGAGAGAAUGAGCAAGAGAAAAAAAUGCAGAUUGUCUUACAAGGACAUGCAACAAGAGUAACUGCUAAAUCCCAACAGAGUGGAGAGAAGGCAUUUCGAUGUGAAUAUGAUGGAUGUGGAAAAUUAUAUACAACAGCUCAUCAUCUUAAGGUUCACGAGAGGUCACACACAGGAGACCGGCCCUAUCAGUGUGAGCAUCCAGGCUGUGGGAAAGCAUUUGCAACAGGUUAUGGAUUAAAAAGUCAUGUCAGAACCCAUACAGGAGAAAAGCCAUAUCGGUGUUCAGAAGAUAAUUGUACUAAGUCCUUCAAAACUUCAGGAGAUCUACAGAAACAUAUCAGAACUCAUACAGGAGAAAGGCCUUUUAAAUGUCACUUUGAAGGCUGCGGUCGGUCUUUUACAACAUCAAAUAUCAGAAAAGUGCAUAUUAGGACACACACAGGAGAAAGACCAUAUUACUGUACAGAACCAGGUUGUGGAAGGGCAUUUGCCAGUGCCACCAAUUAUAAAAACCAUGUGAGGAUACACACGGGGGAAAAGCCAUAUGUUUGCACAGUCCCUGGGUGUGACAAAAGGUUUACAGAAUAUUCCAGUUUGUAUAAACAUCAUGUUGUUCACACUCACUCGAAACCAUACAACUGUAACCACUGUGGAAAGACAUAUAAGCAGAUCUCCACCCUGGCCAUGCACAAACGGACCGCCCACAAUGACACUGAGCCAAUCGAGGAGGAGCAGGAAGCCUUUUUCGAGCCUCCCCCAGGUCAAGGUGAAGAUGUUCUUAAAGGGCCCCAGAUCACAUAUGUUACAGGUGUAGAAGGGGAUGAUGUUGUGUCUACACAAGUAGCCACAGUAACACAAUCUGGGUUGAGUCAACAGGUUACACUCAUAUCCCAGGACGGGACUCAGCAUGUCAACAUAUCUCAGACCGAUAUGCAAGCCAUAGGCAAUACCAUCACAAUGGUAACGCAAGAUGGCACGCCUAUCACAGUCCCUGCCCAUGAUGCAGUCAUCUCCUCAGCAGGAACACACUCUGUUGCUAUGGUAACUGCUGAGGGCACAGAAGGGCAGCAGGUUGCAAUUGUGGCUCAGGACUUAGCAGCAUUCCAUACUGCGUCAUCAGAAAUGGGGCACCAACAGCACAGCCAUCAUCUAGUAACCACAGAAACCAGACCUCUGACCUUAGUGGCGACAUCCAAUGGCACCCAGAUUGCAGUUCAGCCCUAUUUUACAGUGGGCAAUGUCAGAAGACUAAGAAGAAACCAUCCUCUGGGGAGUCAGUGGAUUCGAGCAGAGAAUCCAGAAUCCUAGCUUGGAGAGCAGCCAUCUCUGGAAGAAGCCAUCAGAAUAGCAUCCAGGAUCCAACAAGGAGAAACGCCGGGGUUGGAUGAUUAGUCCUGAGAGCAGUAAAGCACGAGGAGCCUUUCAUCUUCAGGCAGCAGAGAUCCAUGAAGGCCGGGGCCCCGGAAACAUGAGACAUUUUCCAUUCCUGAAACACUGUACACAUUUUUAUGCAAGAGUGGAGAACAUUUUAUGCUUGACACUUUUGUGUAUAUAAUCCUUGAAAUAGAUUCCCAAAUUGAUUCAUUGUGUACAAGGAAGUAUGAAAUUAGGGCAAUACCGUAAAUUUUCACGUUAUUCUUUUAUCACACUGCAAACUCCUAGAGUCUUUAUGCAAGACCAGUGAAGUCUUACAGAGUCUUAUGAUGGAUUUUUAACUUACUGUGAAAAAAAGUCAAAUAAAAGCUAUGCCUAAAAUGUCAAAGGUUCUAUAUGUCACACGAUCACAAUUCCAAAAGCCAUCAUGGGUAAUGAAAAUAAAGGAUAUAAAGCCUUCAAAUA
Molecule: messenger RNA, 3438 nt
Organism: Phyllostomus hastatus (greater spear-nosed bat)
Lineage: Eukaryota; Metazoa; Chordata; Mammalia; Chiroptera; Phyllostomidae
Gene: ZNF143
Product: zinc finger protein 143
Exons: 17
Coding region: 985-2907 (640 amino acids)
Biological process (GO): central nervous system development; regulation of transcription by RNA polymerase II
Cellular component (GO): transcription regulator complex; PcG protein complex; nucleus
Molecular function (GO): DNA-binding transcription factor activity, RNA polymerase II-specific; RNA polymerase II cis-regulatory region sequence-specific DNA binding
Source: RefSeq, a predicted model, not a curated record